This is a messenger RNA of Tauraco erythrolophus (red-crested turaco), 1045 nucleotides long. The record is from RefSeq and is a predicted model, not a curated record. NCBI's taxonomy places the organism in Eukaryota, Metazoa, Chordata, Aves, Musophagiformes, Musophagidae.
GUCGACAUUAUGACGGUCAUGUGAAGCCAAAAUUGAAUGUAAAUCAACUAUCAAUUGCACAGGUUGUCAGCUACAACUUGAGCAGGAAAGGACAGUGGGAAAGAGCAUCCUGGAGGCCGUUCACCCACAGCCACUACAGCCCUCUCAACGUCACGGUUAAUGGCAUCCCUUGCAUUCUUUUCUGGGCCAAGAGGAUCAUGAUUAAGUUUGAAAACCACACGCAACUGGAUUUGACGGAGAAGACAUUUGGUGUCCAUGCAACAGUGGAUGUUGGAGAUUCGAACUGCAGUGAAGACAAUGCAAUGCUUUCUCUGAAGUUUGGUGACAUUGGCAAUCUAAAGGGACUCAUUAUUAGAUUCUUAUUAACAAGCAGCUAUUACCAGCUGUCUGUUCAGAACUGGUUCAGUUUACACAGACUGCAACUUCUUUACAACCACUCCAUACAAGCGACGUUUAAUGCAACCAGAAUAUACGCACCGGCAAGUUACUCCUACCACUGUGAACAUGUGAGCAGCUUGCAGAGAUAUGAUGCGCUCCUCAUACCCAGCUCUGCAAAUGAUCUUUCUAAGCUGUGGGAAGUCACUUUUACUGAUUUCCAGAUUCAAGGUUUUAACAUUCAAGAAGGACAUUUUGCCUAUGCAAAAGACUGUGCAUCGUUUUUCUCUCCAGCAAUACUUAUGGGAUUGGUUAUGUCGCUGAUUCUGCUGCUGGUUCUUGCCUAUGCUCUUCACAUGUUGAUCCACCUGAAAUCUCUUGACAGGCACUAUGAGUGCAAAGCUUCUCCUGCCUAUUUUGCACAGAUGAAAGACAAUGACAUGGGGGAUGAGAAAGAGCCUCUGAGAAGCAGUGGAAAUGAGUCCUAUGAACUUAGAAACCAACAGUUCUGUAAAAUCUAUAUUUAGCGGUAUGCGUCUGUCUAGUGGAACAAGUGAUAUUUUCUUCCUCUGGCACUGUCGUAUGUAGUUUGUGCAGAUUUUUCAGGAACUGAUGAGAGGAAAAGUAGGUAACAGACUGUUUAGCCAGUUACUGUCUGUUAUUUGUUGAU